This is a messenger RNA of Saccostrea cuccullata (small rock oyster), 2026 nucleotides long. Its product is annotated as lysosomal proton-coupled steroid conjugate and bile acid symporter SLC46A3-like. Gene Ontology annotation, cellular component: membrane. Gene Ontology annotation, biological process: transmembrane transport. The record is from RefSeq and is a predicted model, not a curated record. Lineage: Eukaryota; Metazoa; Mollusca; Bivalvia; Ostreida; Ostreidae. The coding region runs from base 518 to 1948 and encodes 476 amino acids. Gene Ontology annotation, molecular function: transmembrane transporter activity. The transcript has 6 exons.
ACUAAAAUGAAAGUGACUUAAUAGAAAAUGCAAAUUUAGUAUGAUGUAAAACAGCACGUGUCAUUUUGAAUUCUUUAUUGUGUGGAAACACUAGUUCUCAUAUCAAACACAUAAUAGAUCACUCAGAAGGAAUAUGAUUAUCUACAACUUAUGAACUUUAGCACACGAACUAAUGAGGGCAUUGUUUUCACGUGAAGUUCUUUGAUAGUGAGAGGAAAAUCAAACACUUUUAGUUUUUCUAGUAAUUGUGUAUGCUAUCUCUGCCUAUUGUUAUAUUUAUCACCACUGGCAGAUAAAACUUCAGGUGAUGACCCCACCAUCUCAAUUGAUUGUGGGCCACAGACAUGAUAACCUAGGUGCAACAAUAUAAGAUGAGGAACAGCGUUCUUUUUAAGUCCCUAUGCUGAUAUCUAAAGAUCUGUUUAUCUAUAAGGUCUACGAAACCACAGUCGCUUCGGAGAAAGUGAGGUAGCUCUAUUCUGGAGGAACAUUAAAAAUUAAUCAAACUUCACGUAAAAUGGAUAGCAGUGAGAAGACUAAGCUUUUAGAUGAAGAUGAGGAGGCCCCUAAAUCUGUAAAGAUCCCAGUCACAGGAUUUGUCAUCGGAAUCAUCGUGUUUGUACAUAUGGCGUCCUUUACCAUCCUACUGUUUGACUUGAGUCAGUAUACUUACAGUGUAUAUAAAGACAGAGAGUUUCCGAACGCAACGUUGAACAAGUCAGAUAAGUCUCUUUGUGAAACCAAUACAAGUUCCCCAGAAUUUGAAAUGGAGCAAACUAUACAGUCUGAUACCGCCAGAUGGACGGUGUAUAUAUCUAUAUCGGGUGGUAUUCCUGCCAUAUUCACCGCCCCUUUAAUUUCUUCCUUGAGUGAUAGAUUUGGAAGAAAGAAAACGCUUUUGGUCCCAUUAUUUGGAUCUCUUAUAAAAAGUGGACUCUGUUUUCUGAACAUUUUCAUGAAAUAUGAUGUUAAUUUUUUCAUAAUUUAUCUGUUUAUUGAGGGUUGUACGGGAGGCUGGGUCUCGUCUGUUGCCAUUUGUUCGUCGGGUUUUGCUGAUAUUACAAAGGCCGGAAAACAAAGAUCUUUUGCUUUUGCAAUUCUUGGUCUAGGUGUUGGGGUUGGAUUCUUAGCAGGGACCUUACUUUCUGGUUAUCUGAUAGAAGCAUUUGGGUUUAACAGCCCUGUCGUUGCGUCAGGUGCAAUGGUUCUGACUGGGAUACUAUUCACCAUUUUUGUUCUCAAAGAACCGUUGAAAGAGGAGAAUCGAGUCAGUUCAGUUCAUCCAGUACGUCAGAUUAAAGAGUCGUUAGACCUAUACAUUCAUGGAAAUAAAGAUCAAAACUAUGGGCGACGUUGGCAAUAUAUAAUACUCAUACUGGCAUUCAACUUACUCAGCAUGGCAGCUUUAGGAAAAACAAAUGUUGAGAUUCUCUAUCAAAUUGGAGCCCCCUUUUGCUGGAGUCCGAUCAGAAUUAGCAAUUUCGGCACCAUUCGCAGUGUUAUUCAGGAGUUUGUGGGCGUCGUCUCUAUACGAAUCCUACAAUGCUUUAUGUCAGAUGACUUCAUCGCAGUCAUUGGAACUCUUUCUGCGAUUGGUUACUUCGUAAUGGAAGCACUAUCAACAACAUCUUUUGAACUUUACAUGGUUCCAGUCGUCGGUUGUCUGGGUAUUAUAGAAGUCACUAUGAUACGGUCCAUCAUGUCUCGUUUAACGCCCCCAGAUAAACAAGGUUCAAUGUUUGGAGGUAUUGCAUUGUUUGAGAACAUCUGUUUUAUGGUGGGGUCGGUGGUGGGCGGGGCCAUCUACUCAGAGACGGUCAGUUUUCUCCCUGGAUUCGCUUUCUGGGUCAUGGCGGGAUAUAACGUUAUUGGUCUCCUUUUACUUAUAAUAUUUUACAUUGGUUCCAAAAGACAGAGUAUAUAUUACAAGGAAAUUAAUGUCACAUAAGUUUACAUUUAUUCAGUUACAAAGGACAUAGAAUAUCUCGAGUAGAACAAUGUCACCUAAGUCUACAUUUGAUUCCAA